ACUGAUUCGCGAUUAAAAUACAAAACGGAAAAUAAUAGUCCCCUCUCUAUAAAUAACCUUGCUACCAAUUUCUACUCCUCAUCUACUUGUUCACUUCCCAUUAUAAAAAAACCAAAAGAUUACUGAAACUUUUCAGCAUAAUAAUGGAACAACAACUAAGGGAAACAGAAGGUUCUGGAUCCAGUCCUAGCUUCAGUUUUUACACUUCUAAUAGUUCAACAUCCACAGCAGCCGCUAAAGUUACCGGUGAAGAACGUGAAGAACAGGCAGCUUUAUUUCACGAAUUUGGGGAUUCCAAUGAAGAUGAUUUUGAAUUUUCAUUGAAGUUAACCGAAGAGGAAGUUUCAGCUAAAGUGAUUAACUCGCGAGGCUGGACUGUUUAUCCUCUUUUCAAUCAAGAUCUUCUGCUGAAAGAUGAGGUAGAUCCUGAGGUUCAUGCUUCUGAUUCUAUCACCAGUUCAUUACAUAAGAUGUUCAUUGAUAAACCAGAAGAAUCUUCAUCGUGUUCAUCAUCAGAAGCCGACGAAUUGGAAGCUCUACCUUCUGGAACUUACUGCGUUUGGAGGCCUAAGACCGAAGGUGGAUCUUCACCUGUUAUGAAUAAAAUUAAGAAGAGUAGCUCUACCGGAUCUGGAUCGAAGAAGUGGAAGAUCCGGUAUUUGCUCCGGCGGAGCAACAGCCAAGGGAAGGAACCGGUGGUGGUGCUAACUCGAAAGCAAAAACAGAAUUCCGGUGAGGUUUCCAAAGUCGCCGGCAGGUUGAAGGCUCAAACUCCUGUUCAUGAACAGUUUUACGUUCAAAAAAGAGCAGAAAAUGAAAUGGGUAAGAGGAAAUCGUAUCUACCAUAUAGGCAAGUAGGGUUGUUCUCAAAUGUCAAUGGAAUGGGUAAAAUGCUUCCAUUCUAGAAUAAUCAAACGCAAAUUUUGUUUAAUUCUGUAUCUCUGUAAUUGAUCUUUUCAAGUUCUAUUAACUGUAAAUAUGCUUGAAUGAGAAGUUUCUUGCUUGUAAAUCUCAUAAACGAAUGACCCUUGAAAAUGUAAAGUUUGUCGAUGAAAACAUGAUGGAAUUUAACAAUGCUUAGGAUUAAACAAUGAAAAUAUGUUUUCGUUGUUUUGUA
This is a messenger RNA of Lactuca sativa (garden lettuce), 1117 nucleotides long. RefSeq lists its product as uncharacterized. The record is from RefSeq and is a predicted model, not a curated record. NCBI's taxonomy places the organism in Eukaryota, Viridiplantae, Streptophyta, Magnoliopsida, Asterales, Asteraceae.